AUGCAGCUCUGCCUCGUCGACAACGACCCCACCGCGACCCUGCUCGUCUCGUCCGACGGCGAACCCAUGUACGCAAUCGAGACGCCGCCUCUCCCGCACGCCACCUACGACAGCCUCCCUGCGCGCCGCCGGCCCAAGUCGAGCACGACGACGGUGAAGCGUCUGAGUCGGUACCACCAGGUUAGUGGGCCGGUGGAAAAGGCGGUGGGUGUCGUGGAGUAUCUGGGGGAGGGAGAGGGGACGUGCAUGCAGCUCUGUACGGAUAGCGAUGAGCAUGAGAUGAAGAUUGGGCCGUGUCGAUCGGCGAGGGCGAUUGAGGAUAUGCCAGUGGGUGAGGAAAAGAGGGAGGGCGAUCAGGAUAACUCGGAGGAGAACUCUUGGGUGUUCAUGGGCCCCGAUUCACGAAAGUACAAGUGGCAACUGUUCCUCUACUCACCUGUGUCAUACCCCACUGGCACGAUACCGCCGUGCCAAACUAGGGAUCGUGUCGCGUUCACGACGCGCCUUCCUCGAAUCCUGCCUUUGGGACUGAACAUCCUCGAUCUCAUCAUCGUGACUUUCGUUGCGUUCAUGAAGCAGCGUGUCCUUGUUGACGGUGGCCAGAUCGGUUCUGUGCUAGAAGAGCACGUCGUUCCUUCCCCCAGUCCAGUCGUGAUGCCGCCAAUGAACACGCCAUCUAUGUCACCUGUGUCGCCAGUGGUUCCUCCUCAACCAAAAUGUCUUUCCAUGCGUGCUGCAAAAAUACAGGCGAUCCAGUCGCCUAUUUUCCUUCAUAAACCGCGGAAGGACCUUCCACAUCGAUAUCCCUAUCGUAUGGCGCGUCAUUUCUGGCUAUCUCUCUAUUAUCCUUCAAGGGUUUGA
Molecule: messenger RNA, 861 nt
Organism: Cyclocybe aegerita
Lineage: Eukaryota; Fungi; Basidiomycota; Agaricomycetes; Agaricales; Hemipholiotaceae
Source: the annotation of a GenBank genome assembly